GAUUGCCCAGUUUGGUAGGUUGGGGCUUGAUGUCUGAAGCCCACAUCAUUGCAUAUGAUUAUUGCUUCCACAAAAAGAACUUCAAAGGUCCUGCCUUGGUCACCUGGCACAGAUCUCUCUGCCUGCCCAGAAAGGCUACUGGUUCAUCCUGCUCACCCACCAGGAACCGCAUCUGGGCCUCCAGUUCCCCAUUAACUCUCCCACCGGGCAAAGGAAGACGUAGUCUCCAAGACUAGGAAGCAGCAGUGACCUUCACCCACCUCUUGGCUGUUUAAUAAUUGACUUGUUAAUCCAGGCUAAUAAAUCCCAAGAGCCGGCGUAUUAAAGGCCUGCAGUUUCUUGGCUGAGCCUCACACUUGCAGGCUCCCUUCUGGCAUCCUCAGCCAUGGCCAAAGGCUUCUUCAUCAGCAAGACUUUGGGUAUAGUCGGCAUUGUCCUUGGGGCUGCUGCUGUGGCCACCAUCAUUGCCCUUGCAGUGGUCUACGCACAGGAAAAGUCCAGCAAUGCCCUGACGACCGCCACCACCACCACCGCCGCCCCUGCCACCACCGCCAAGCCAAACAAUCCCUGGAACCGUCUGCGGUUGCCCAACACCCUGAAGCCCGAGAACUACACGGUCACCCUGCAGCCCUUCUUGGCUAAGGACAGCCAGGGCCUUUACAUCUUCAAAGGCAACAGCACCGUGCGGUUUCAAUGCGUGGAGCCCACAGACCUCAUUCUCAUCCACAGCAAAAAGCUGAACUACACUGAUCAGGGGCCGUUCCUGGUCUCUCUGUCGGGGGUGGAUGGUGCCACCGCACCUGCCAUCACUGCGACGUGGACGCAGGAGGACACACAGUACCUGGUGGUGCAGCUCGAUGGGCCUCUCCAACAGGAUCAAUUCUAUGAAUUGCACAGCAUCUUCCAGGGGGAACUGGCGGAUGAUCUGGCCGGCUUCUACCUCAGCAAAUAUGAGGAGGAUGGACAGCCCAAGGUGCUGGCCACAACCCAGAUGCAAGCAGCUGAUGCCCGAAAGGCCUUCCCCUGCUUUGACGAGCCUGCCAUGAAGGCCAAUUUCUCCGUUGUGCUGAUCCACUGGUCUGACCACGAGGCUCUCUCCAACAUGCUUGUGGAGAGCACUCAGCAGAUGAUACUGGAGGAUGGAAAGUCUUGGAACAGGACAGUGUUUUAUCCCACCGUCAAGAUGUCCACCUACUUGCUUGCUUUCAUUGUCAGUCAGUUCACGCCUGUGCAAGACCACCAGAACACGAGCACAUUGAUCCGGAUUUGGGGCCGUCCCAAAGCCAUGGCAGAGGGCCAUGGUGAUUACGCCCUCAACGUCACUGGGCCCAUCCUCCGGUUCUUUGAGGAACACUACAACACGUCGUAUCCUCUUAGCAAAGCAGACCAGGUUGCCCUCCCAGAUUUUAACGCUGGGGCCAUGGAGAACUGGGGGCUGGUGACGUACCGAGAGAACUCGCUGCUCUUUGACCCCCUCUUCUCUUCCAUCGGCAACAAGGAGCGGGUGCUGACCGUCAUCGCUCACGAACUGGCCCACCAGUGGUUUGGGAACCUGGUGACCCUCCGUUGGUGGAAUGACCUGUGGCUGAACGAGGGCUUUGCAUCCUACGUGGAAUACCUUGGUGCUGAUGCGGCUGAGCCCCAGUGGAACAUUAAAGACCUGAUAGUAUCGUCCGAGAUGUACCGUGUGAUGGCCAUCGACGCACUGGCUUCCUCGCAUCCACUGUCUUUCCCCGAAGAUGAGAUCAACACCCCAGCACAAAUCAGCGAAGUGUUUGACUCCAUUGCCUACAGCAAGGGGGCAUCAGUGCUGCGCAUGCUGUCAGAAUUCCUGACUGAGGAGCGGUUCAAGAGAGGGGUAGCGUCGUACCUUCACGCCUUCGCAUAUGGAAACACCAUCUACGCCGACCUCUGGAAUCACCUGCAAAUGGUGGUAGACAAUGACAGCAGCUUUACGCUCCCUGAUGAUGUCAAGACCAUCAUGGACCGCUGGAUCUUGCAGAUGGGCUUUCCUGUGCUGACUGUACAUACUUCUACUGGGGAUAUCACCCAGCAGCAUUUCCUGCUGGACCCGAACACUACUGUUGAGCGACCCUCAACAUUUGACUACACCUGGAUAGUUCCUGUCUCCUGGAUGAGUUCAGUUAAUGGGGCACAGAUGUACUGGCUCAGAAGCAAAACAGCCAUAAAUUCCAACUUCUCAACUGGUGCUAACUUUUCAAAUUGGCUGCUACUCAACGUCAAUGUCACAGGCUAUUUCCGGGUGAACUAUGACCAGGAGAACUGGGACCGGCUCAUGGCGCAGCUGGACAUCAGCCACCAGGCUCUCCCUGUUCUAAACCGUGCUCAGCUGAUUGACGACUCCUUUAACCUGGCCAGAGCGAAGCACAUCAGCACAGUGCUGGCCCUGAACACCACCCGCUACCUGGCCAAGGAGAGAGACUACCUGCCGUGGACCGCCGCCACCAGCAACCUGGGCUACUUCAAAAUCAUGUUUGAUCGCAGCGAAGUCUAUGGGCCCAUGAAGACCUACGUCCAGAAGCAGGUCACCCCGCUGUUCAGCUAUUUUAAGAACCUCACCAACAACUGGACCAAAACCCCAGAAGGGCUGAUGGAUCAGUACAAUGAGAUUCUGGCCAUCAAUACGGCCUGCUCGUAUGGCAUUGCCGAGUGCCAGGACCUGGCCACUGGGUUUUUCAAUCAGUGGAUGGCAAAUCCCAGCGUGAACCCGAUCCCCCCCAACCUGCGCUCUGUCAUCUACUGCAGUGCCAUCAGCACAGGUGGGGUGGAGGCCUGGGACUUUGCUUGGGAGAUAUUCCUGAGGACCACCGUGGCAUCUGAGGCUGACAAGCUCCGUGGGGCCCUGGCUUGCAGCCAAGAGCCCUGGAUCCUCCAGAGAUACCUUCAGUACACACUGGACCCCACCAAGAUCCGCCGGCAGGAUGCCACGUCCACCAUCAACAGCAUUGCCCGCAAUGUGAUUGGGCAGAGUCUGGUGUGGGAUUUUGUGCGUGCCAACUGGAAGACUCUCUUCACCCAGUAUGGCGGAGGCUCCUUCUCCUUCUCUGGGCUCAUCCUGACAGUGACGGAGAGAUUCGCUUCUGAAUAUGAGCUCCAACAGCUGCAGCAGUUCAAGGCGGACAAUGCCGACGUGGGAUUUGGCUCCGGCACCCGGGCCCUUGAGCAAGCACUGGAGAAGACCAAGGCCAACAUCAAUUGGGUGGCAGAGAACAAGGCGCCCGUGCUGGAGUGGUUUAAGGCGGAGACCCUGUAGAGUGGACCGUCCUGUCGUGGGGAGGGAGAGGGGCACUGCGAAGGGAGAGAGGGAGGGAGGGCGUGUCUUGGUGCACACCUCCUCCCCAGGCGCUGUCUCCCGCACCUCUUCUCCCCCAGUGGCCCUGCAGGGUUCAGCGACCUCACCUGGGCCUCGUUCUUGUCCCACCCCCUGGCCAGCUCCUGGUGAUGCUUCGCAGCCUCUCCCUUGUCUGCACAUGUUCCUAGGAUGCUGUGUGGCGCAGGGCGCUGGGGCCUGGGACAAGAUGCCCCCUGCCCUGCCUCUCCAUUGGGCUCUCAUGAUGCACUGCACUGCGGAGGGGCUACUCUUGUUCUGCUUGUUUCAGUUACUAUCUCAGGGGUCCUGGAAGGAGGGAAGGGUGGGAAUGUAACACACGACACACCCUCCACACACGCUAUUGUGAGAUCCUCCCCCAUCCAGGAAGUUUUGUAUACUUUUGUAACCCCAAUUUCAUAAAGUCCCUUGAAAUGUA
Molecule: messenger RNA, 3767 nt
Organism: Elgaria multicarinata webbii
Lineage: Eukaryota; Metazoa; Chordata; Lepidosauria; Squamata; Anguidae
Gene: ANPEP
Product: alanyl aminopeptidase, membrane
Exons: 21
Coding region: 386-3274 (962 amino acids)
Biological process (GO): proteolysis; peptide catabolic process
Cellular component (GO): plasma membrane; cytoplasm
Molecular function (GO): zinc ion binding; peptide binding; metalloaminopeptidase activity
Source: RefSeq, a predicted model, not a curated record